Messenger RNA from Diplodia corticola, 1536 nucleotides. RefSeq names its product general substrate transporter. Lineage: Eukaryota; Fungi; Ascomycota; Dothideomycetes; Botryosphaeriales; Botryosphaeriaceae. The record is from RefSeq and is a predicted model, not a curated record. Gene Ontology annotation, biological process: carbohydrate transport; transmembrane transport. The transcript is spliced from 8 exons. Gene Ontology annotation, cellular component: membrane. Bases 1 to 1536 code for a protein of 511 amino acids. Gene Ontology annotation, molecular function: carbohydrate:proton symporter activity.
AUGACAUCUGAAAGUUUGCCCACGAAAAAGCCGUUCUUCGGUAUGACAGGGGGAUGGCUCACGUUCUGGCUUACGGUUGCAUGUGCGACGGAUAUGACGCUGUUCGGCUACGAUCAGGGCGUCUUCAGCGGAGUCGUCGUUACCCAAGACUUUUUGGAGCUUCACGACCUAGUCGGGCCCGGGAAAACCAAGAUUCUUUCCACAGUCACCGCUAUUUACGAUGUCGGGUGUUUUUUUGGGGCCAUCAUUGCCUUCACCGCCGGUGAGAGGCUGGGGAGAAGGAACACAGUCCUUUUGGGUACAUGUGUCAUGGCUGUCGGCGCACUUAUUCAGACAAGUUCAUACAGCCUGGCGCAGAUGUUUGUGGGACGAAUUGUACUUGGUUUCGGGAAUGGGAUCAACACGGCAACGGCUCCAAUCUGGCAAACUGAAACUUCUCAAGCAAAGCGGAGAGGCAACCUCGUCAUCUUGGAGAUGGCCAUGAAUAUCGCAGGCUUCGCUUUGGUCAACUGGAUCAACUACGGUCUUUCCUUCAAAGGCGGAUCCGUUGCCUGGCGGUUCCCGUUGGCGUUCCAAUUCUUCUUCAUCUUCAUCCUCUGGGGCACGGUUCCCUGGUUGCCCGAGUCGCCACGCUGGCUCAUCGGCCAGGGUCGCAUGGCAGAGGCCAAGGCGGUAAUCGCAGCUCUCGAAGCCAAGACGGAGAACGACGCGUACGUCAUGGAGCAAUUCCAGACCAUCGAAUACAGCGUACGCUACGAAGUGGAACACGCCAUCAGGUGGAGAGACCUCCUCCGUGGACGCAACACGGGGUCUACCAAGACGAUUCGGCGGCUGGUCCUCGGUGCGGGCACACAGUUCAUGCAGCAGUUUGAAGGGAUCAACAUAAUGUCGUAUUAUUUCCCGACGGUACUGAUCGAGUAUGUUGGUGUGUCGAACUCAAUGGCGAGGUUGCUGGCGGCUUGCAACGCGACAUCGUAUCUUAUUUUCUCGUGCGUGGCGAUUCCAUUGGUUGAGCGAUGGGGACGGCGGAAACUCAUGAUGCUCUCAACGGCUGGCCAAGGGUUUGCAUUCCUCGUCAUAACAAUCCUCCUGCGCUUCUCGACGUCGAGUGCCAACGGGCAGGCAUUCGCCUCUGCCUCGAUCGCCUUCUUCUUCCUCUACUACAUUGCCUUCGGCAUAGGAAUGCUUGGCGUCCCCUGGCUCUACCCGACAGAGAUCAGCAGCUCCCCAAUGCGGACGAAAGCCGUGGCGGUAGCGACGGCAACGGACUGGAUCACGAAUUUCGUCGUCGUCGAGAUCGCGCCCAUCGGCAUCCAAAGCCUGGGGUGGCGGUUCUGGAUCGUAUGGACCGUCUUCAACGCCGCCUUCCUGCCAGUCAUUUAUUUGUUCUACCCCGAAACAGCGAACCGUAGUCUCGAGGAUCUUGAUGAGUACUACCGCACCGACCCUUCCCCGAUCGUGAUCAGAGACCGGAAUGCCAUUUCUACGAAGAAGCCGGGCGUGAGGGCUCAUGUGGAAAAAGUCGAUGCUGCUUGA